CUCCUCUUCCUCUUCACCUCUCCAAAAACCUCAGGCUCAAAUCAAAGUCCUUCCACACUUCUUUCUAGCUCGAAAUGGCUCGCAUUCUCUUCCGUCUUCUCGGCGAAUCUAACUCUCCGUCGCCGGUGCCGGAUCCCUCCACUGCCGCUGUGAGUUCCGAUCUCGUCGUCACCCUCGCUGCUCUCCUCUGCGCCUUGAUUUGCGUUCUCGGUCUAAUCGCCGUUUCUCGAUGCGUCUGGCUCCGUCGUCUCGCCGCCGGAAACAGAACCGCCUCUGUAUCUCAAGGUGGUUCCGGGCAAUCUCCUCCUCCGCCACCGGUGGCAGCUGCAAACAAAGGACUGAAGAAGAAAGUACUCCAGUCUCUCCCUAAGCUGACUUUCUCCCCGGAAUCACCGUCGUCGGAGAAAUUCUCCGAGUGCGCGAUCUGCCUGACGGAAUUCUCCAACGGCGAGGAGCUCCGGGUACUACCGCAGUGUGGUCACGGAUUCCACGUGUCUUGCAUUGACACGUGGCUCGGGUCUCAUUCAUCUUGCCCUUCUUGCCGUCAGAUCCUGGUGGUUGCCAGGUGUCAUAAGUGUGGCGGUUUGCCCGGUAGUUCUAGCUCCGGACCCGAACCCGAAAUUGAGAUCCGAAUCAAGCAAGGCGAUGAUGAUCCUUGUUCUUUCUUGCCUUGAUUUUAUUUAUUUCGUUUUAUAUCCGUAUUUUAGAUGUCUCUAUAGUUUUUUUUUUUUUUUUGACGCAGAUUAUUUUUACAGGACAAUGUUUUUAUUCUCUUAAUGUACAUGUUAAUUAUAAUUUGUAAAUGUUUUAUGAAAUGUUUUUUCUCUCUGCUA
Messenger RNA from Raphanus sativus (radish), 833 nucleotides. Its product is annotated as RING-H2 finger protein ATL80. Bases 75 to 674 code for a protein of 199 amino acids. The transcript has a single exon. The record is from RefSeq and is a predicted model, not a curated record. NCBI's taxonomy places the organism in Eukaryota, Viridiplantae, Streptophyta, Magnoliopsida, Brassicales, Brassicaceae.